AUGAUGUCCAUGAUUCGUGCCUCCACCUCGACCACCACCGUCGCCAAGCGCUUGAUCUCAAGCUCAACCAGGGCCAAUGCCGCUGCUGUCGCCAUCAACCACACCGUUGCCGCUGCUCCCUCAAAUGGAGCCAAGACUGCCAAGACUGUCGCCUAUGCCGUCCUCGGAAGCACUGCUGUCGUCGCCAGCGUCUCGCACCUCUUGAAGGACGAGGUCGUCUACUGGACCCCAAACAAGUAA
Molecule: messenger RNA, 240 nt
Organism: Linnemannia hyalina
Lineage: Eukaryota; Fungi; Mortierellomycota; Mortierellomycetes; Mortierellales; Mortierellaceae
Source: the annotation of a GenBank genome assembly